This is a messenger RNA of Aspergillus homomorphus CBS 101889, 1081 nucleotides long. Its product is annotated as VIT1/CCC1 transporter family protein. Gene Ontology annotation, molecular function: iron ion transmembrane transporter activity; manganese ion transmembrane transporter activity. Lineage: Eukaryota; Fungi; Ascomycota; Eurotiomycetes; Eurotiales; Aspergillaceae. The coding region runs from base 194 to 1081 and encodes 295 amino acids. The record is from RefSeq and is a predicted model, not a curated record. The transcript is spliced from 2 exons. Gene Ontology annotation, biological process: intracellular manganese ion homeostasis. Gene Ontology annotation, cellular component: fungal-type vacuole membrane.
CGGAGAAAAUACCACAAAAUUUUUCCUUAUUCUUCGCCUCUUACUCUCCUUCCAAUUCCAGAAAAGACUAGUCGAGCGACGAUCCUCCCGCCGUGUAUAUUAACCAGUGACCCGUCACACACCGAGUGUGAUCAGAUCAAGUCUCCCGCAUUUAUUUCUUCUUCCACAAAGUGACAGUCUCCCAGCCGUCGAUAUGUCUAUCUCCUCCAUCAAAGGACUGCUAUCCAGCUAUUCCCCCGUCUCUGAAUACCACCAACAACACGAUCUGGAGAAAGAAUAUCCACUAUCCCUGCGGCACGAGAGCGAUAGCGAGUCUACCGCCGGCUCAAGCAGCUCAGUAUGUCGGGAAGGGGUGGAGAAGAAGGAGUCGAAACUCAUCGAUGGACGCAUCGUCUCCGACGCCAUCAUCGGCCUCUCCGACGGCAUGACGGUGCCAUUUGCCCUGACCGCCGGUUUAUCGGCCCUGGGCGAUACCAGAGUGGUAGUUUUUGGAGGCAUGGCCGAGCUCAUUGCAGGCGCUAUCUCCAUGGGGUUGGGGGGUUAUCUGGGUGCAAAGAGUGAGGAGGAGUCCUAUCGAGCGACGUUAAAAGAGACCAAAGCAGAGAUUCUGACCGACCCCGCCUCGGUGACUGACACCAUUUCGAAUGUCUUUGCCCCCUAUGAUCUCCCCUCGGAAUUGGUGGGGGAGCUCACACGACACCUCUCCACGUCUCCCAUGCUCCCCUCCUUCCUCAUGAACUUCCAUCAUACCGUUCAGGAGCCGUCCGGGUCGCGAGCCUGGGUGUGUGCCUUGACCAUCGCGUUGGGGUACUUCAUCGGUGGAUUUGUGCCGCUCCUCCCGUACUUCUUCGUCGGGCCGCAUGGUGCCUUCUAUGCCUUGCAAUGGUCAAUUGCGACGAUGGUCGUCGCGCUGUUCCUGUUUGGAUAUGGUAAGACGUGCUUCGUCAGUGGAUGGAGGGGAUCCCGGAAUAUUCGGCGAGGCCUCAUCGGCGGAUUGCAGAUGGUCCUAGUUGGGGGCGUUGCCGCCGGGUCAGCGAUGGGACUGGUGAAGGGGUUCCAGAUGCUGGCGGAUACUCACUAA